AUGCCCAGCUCCGCCCCCCGGCCGGAUGGAGGGGAGGGCGGCCCGGAUCCCGGCCCGGGGGGGCUGCUGCUGCUGAGCCCCCCCGCCGGGGAAGGCAGCGCCCGCCCCCCGGAGCAUCCCUCCCGGCCUCCCCCCGAGGGGGAGGGCGAGGAGGGGGAGACGGCGGCCGCCCUCCGGCUCGCCCUGGACCAGCUCUCCGUCUUGGGCGGGGAGGCGGCGGCGGCGAUGGAGGCCGCCUUGGGGGCGCCCCCCGAGGAGGGCAGCCCCCCGGCCCCGCCGGCCGCCGAGCUCUUCGGGCCCUUCCCCGGCCCCCUGCUGGCCGGACCGCUCGGCCUCAUCGGCAGCCGCAAGCGGAGCGUCAACAUGACCGAGUGCGUCGUCGUGCCCACCUCCGAGCAUGUGGCCGAGAUCGUGGGCAGGCAAGGAUGCAAGAUCAAAGCUUUAAGAGCAAAAACCAACACCUACAUAAAGACACCGGUGAGAGGGGAGGAGCCCAUUUUCAUUGUGACGGGCCGGAAAGAGGAUGUCGAAAUGGCCAAGCGAGAGAUCCUCUCGGCUGCCGAGCACUUCUCCAUGAUCCGAGCCACUCGCAACAAAGUCAACGGGGUGUCAGGCACAGUCUUAGGUCCCCCAAACCUCCCUGGGCAGACUACAAUCCAGGUGCGGGUGCCUUACCGCGUGGUCGGCUUGGUGGUGGGUCCCAAGGGGGCCACCAUCAAGCGGAUUCAGCAGCAGACCCACACGUACAUUGUGACCCCGAGUCGGGACAAGGAACCCGUCUUUGAGGUCACGGGCAUGCCCGAGAACGUCGACCGGGCUCGGGAGGAAAUCGAAGCCCACAUCACCAUGAGGACCGGCUCCUUUAUCGACGUCAGCAACGACAAUGACUUCCACACCAAUGGCACGGACGUCUGCCUGGAUUUGCUGGGCGGCGGCAGUCCCUCCAGCCUGUGGGCCAAAGCUCCCAACCCUGCCCGGAGGUCCCUGCCCAGCAUGCGGAGCGAUAACCUCGGUCCUUUGGGUAACCCUACCUCCGUGACAGAGCCUUAUUACGGUGGCCCCGCGGCUGACGGGCCCGCCGGCGGCCCCUUCAGAGCCAGCAACAGCUUCUCUUUCGGUGAGCCCCCGGCCCCCGCGCUCGACGACGCCGAUUUCGGGUUUGAUUUCCUGGCCCUGGACGUCACCUCGCCGACCACCAUCUGGUCUCCUUUCGAACCCCCUGGCAACCCGCUUUCGGCCUUCGGCGGCUCCUCUUCCCUCAACGGCAACCCCCCAAGACGCGACAGCACGACCACGCCUCGACACUCCCCGACCCUCCCUGAGACCGGCGCGCCCCUGGAGCACCCUUUAGCCCGGCGCAUCCAGAGCGAGCCGGUCAGCAACCUCUCUUGGCUGCCCACCCAGGACUCCCAUUCCUCAUUCUCGGACAGCACCGGCUAUUCCUCUUCCUCCUCCUUACCCGGCAGCGUGUCCGCCGCCUCGGGCUCCCCGACGGAUUCCAGCGGCUCCGACGGGCCUCGCAAGACCUCUCGGGAGUGCAUGGUGUGCUUCGAAAGCGAGGUCAUCGCCGCCCUGGUGCCCUGCGGCCACAACCUCUUCUGUAUGGAGUGCGCCAUGCGCAUCUGCGGCAAGCCGAAACCGGAGUGCCCCGCCUGCCACACGCCCGCCACGCAAGCCAUUCACAUUUUCUCGUAGUGGGCUCCUCCAGGGCCCCUCCCCUU
Euleptes europaea (tarantolino) is the source of this 1721-nucleotide messenger RNA. It is a transcript of the gene MEX3D, whose product is annotated as mex-3 RNA binding family member D. The record is from RefSeq and is a predicted model, not a curated record. Gene Ontology annotation, molecular function: RNA binding. The transcript has 2 exons. Lineage: Eukaryota; Metazoa; Chordata; Lepidosauria; Squamata; Sphaerodactylidae. Bases 1 to 1695 code for a protein of 564 amino acids.